AUGGGCGCAGAUUUUAGUAAAUUGAAACUCAUUGGUUGGAUUCAUUUUGCACUGUUAGUGCUCUCAAUUCUUGCUGAAGCAGAAGCAAAGUCUCCCACUGGUGGAUAUAGCCCUGGUUAUGUUAGUUGUCCUUCUGAAAACAUUGUUCGACCUGCUGAUGACAUUUCAGAAAGUGAACGAGCAUAUAUUGAGGGCCGCAUGGAAACUGCCCAAAAGGCUCUUAAAGACUUUGUUGCUCGUCAGAACCUCAAAGACAUCAACGUUGAUGACUUUUUCAGCUUGUCAGGUGGUCCUAAUGAACGUCCCAACACCGCUGUUGGUGUUGGCUUGGCCGUAUCUGGAGGUGGAUACCGGUCCCUGAUGAUUGGCGGAGGUGUGAUUUCAGCUCUUGACAACCGCGACCAACCGGGGAUGCGCAGAGGUGUUCUUGCUGGGUUGUUACAAGGUAUGACACAUUUUUCGGCCUUGUCAAGUGGCAGUUGGUUGUUAGGAUCCAUGUAUCUGAACGACUUUAAGACGAUUGCUCAAUUGCGCCAGUCAAACAGAAUCUGGCAUUUUGAAAAUAACAUGUUGUUACCCAAUAAUGGUAACAACUUCUUCUUGUCAGAUGGACUUUUUUACAGCACUGCAGGAGCACAAAUGGGGACCAAAGUGGCAUCCGGGUACGGUGUGACAAUGACUGAUUUGUACGGACGUCUCAUUUCUCGCAUGUUUAUUGAUCGAGAUGGAAACAACAACAACAACAACAAUAAUAAUAAUAAUGGUGGUGGCUCGGCAGCCUUGACUUGGUCUGAUAUCACAACCAUGGACUACUUUUACAAUCAUAUUGCACCGUAUCCCAUCAUGUCAGCAAUUAGCCGAGUUAACGGUAGCAAUGAUGAUGUUGGACCUAACUCGACACUUAUAGAGAUUACACCUCACGAGAUUGGAUCCUUUGACUCGUCUCUUCAUUCUUUUGCUAAGCUCAAGUACUUGGGCACCAAUUUGGAAAACAAUAAGGUCAAACAGAAUAAUAACAACAAUAAUAACAAUGGGGAUCGCCGGUGUGUGGGUGGUUACGAUAAUGCCGGGUUAAUGGUUGGAGCUUCUUCAAACAUCUUCAACAAGGUAUUACAACGUCUUUCUCAGUCUAAUAAUUUUUUUAUUGCGGCAAUGGGCACGUUUGCAUCGAUGGUAUUUGAUCCUACUAACUUGGAUGUUGCUUUGUUUCAACCCAACCCGUUCUACAAGUACCAGAAUCCGACAUACAGGCCGACAUCUGAUUCUAUAUUCAAGCAGCAGUACUUGGGUCUUACCGAUGGUGCCUUUGGUGGAGAGAACGUUCCUCUUUAUCCGCUAUUGUACAAGCCUCGUGGACUAGACUUGAUUGUUACAGUUGAUGUUUCUGGUGAUACACCAAUCCACUGGCCUGCAGGAGUCUCGCUUAUUAACACAUAUGCACGAGUAUCUGGAAACAUCAAGAAUUCGGAAGAGGGUACAGGAAUCAAUCCAGCGACAGGAGCGCACUAUCAGCAGAAGCAUUUUAUGCCUCGCGUUCCUGAUGAAAACUCGUUUGUGAAUUUGGGUCUUUCUACUCGGCCGACCUUUUUUGGAUGUUAUGCCAUGGACUAUAUGAGUGAUGAUGAGAUGAAGCACCGAGACUUUAGUAAGGUUCCUCCUAUUUUGCUAUACAUGCCCAACACACCCAUGUCGUAUAUGAGCAAUAAGGACACAUUCCAGUUUACUUAUGAGAAGGAGGAGACUGAUAAGAUGUUCCAGAAUGGGUUUGAUAUGGCGGAUCAGUCAUUUUCAGGAGGAGAUCCUAAUUGGGGCAAGUGUGUUGCGUGUGCGACAAUCCAGCGUGAACGUGAACGUCAGGGCAAGUUUGAGCCUACAGAUGAGUGUGGGGCAUGUUUUGACAAGUAUUGCUGGAAUGGGAACCUUGAUCCACGCGACUACCAAAGCACCAAGUUGCACAACAAUCCCACAGUGAAUCAUCGUUAA
This is a messenger RNA of Magnusiomyces paraingens, 1983 nucleotides long. RefSeq lists its product as uncharacterized. Gene Ontology annotation, biological process: glycerophospholipid catabolic process. The coding region runs from base 1 to 1983 and encodes 660 amino acids. NCBI's taxonomy places the organism in Eukaryota, Fungi, Ascomycota, Dipodascomycetes, Dipodascales, Dipodascaceae. The record is from RefSeq and is a predicted model, not a curated record. Gene Ontology annotation, molecular function: A2-type glycerophospholipase activity. Gene Ontology annotation, cellular component: intracellular membrane-bounded organelle; cytosol. The transcript is spliced from 2 exons.